Molecule: messenger RNA, 1580 nt
Organism: Bufo gargarizans (Asiatic toad)
Lineage: Eukaryota; Metazoa; Chordata; Amphibia; Anura; Bufonidae
Gene: SIX1
Product: SIX homeobox 1
Exons: 2
Coding region: 188-1042 (284 amino acids)
Biological process (GO): regulation of transcription by RNA polymerase II
Cellular component (GO): transcription regulator complex; nucleus
Molecular function (GO): RNA polymerase II cis-regulatory region sequence-specific DNA binding; DNA-binding transcription factor activity, RNA polymerase II-specific
Source: RefSeq, a predicted model, not a curated record
AGAGUGACAAACUUCCAGCAGCUACACACAGCAUCCCCUGUGCUGAGCAGUCUGUGAACCGUGUUCCUUGGGUGUUUUGUUUUCCUGCUUAAAGACUCUUGGAUAUAUCCCUGUGUGACUUGCAUUACUUCUGCAGUGUAUGUGGAUCUUCUAUACACUUCUGGCUGUGUCUCACGCACACUAAGCCAUGUCUAUGCUGCCUUCCUUCGGAUUUACGCAGGAGCAAGUAGCCUGCGUGUGCGAAGUGCUGCAACAAGGGGGGAACCUGGAAAGAUUAGGCAGGUUCCUCUGGUCCCUUCCAGCCUGUGAUCACCUCCACAAGAAUGAGAGCGUCCUGAAAGCUAAGGCUGUGGUAGCCUUUCACAGGGGAAACUUCAGAGAACUGUACAAGAUCCUGGAGAGUCACCAGUUCUCCCCACACAACCACCCCAAACUGCAGCAGCUGUGGCUCAAGGCGCACUAUGUGGAAGCUGAGAAACUCAGGGGGAGACCUCUUGGGGCAGUGGGCAAAUACCGGGUGAGAAGGAAAUUCCCUUUGCCAAGAACCAUAUGGGACGGUGAAGAAACAAGUUACUGCUUCAAGGAGAAGUCUAGAGGGGUACUCAGGGAAUGGUAUGCUCAUAACCCCUACCCCUCUCCCAGGGAGAAGAGGGAGCUGGCAGAGGCCACUGGACUCACCACUACCCAGGUCAGCAACUGGUUCAAAAACAGGAGGCAAAGGGACAGAGCUGCGGAAGCCAAGGAAAGAGAAAACACAGAAAACAACAACACAUCCAGCAACAAACAGAACCAGCUGUCUCCCCUGGACGGAGGAAAAUCACUUAUGUCCAGCUCUGAAGAAGAGUUUUCCCCACCUCAGAGCCCAGACCAGAACUCAGUCCUCCUCUUGCAGGGUAGCCUCAGCCACCCCGGGGCCUCUUCUUACACCCUGAGCGCUUUAAGUGCCUCCCAAGGCGGCCACGGCCUAGCCAGUCACCAGCACCAGCUGCAGGACUCACUGCUCGGACCCCUUACCUCCAGCUUGGUGGAUCUAGGAUCCUAAACAAACUAUCAGAUAGGGACUGUGAUGGAGACCCAUGGACUGCACAAUGAUUGUAUAUAGCGAGACUCUUGGUGGUUUCAAGGUUCAUCUCAUGGUACUUAAUAAUAUGUAAAGAGACUUUUUAUAUUCCUGUUGAUGACAAGACCCCACACCUCACCCACCUUCACUGAAUGCUCUUAUACCCCCCGUAGCUCUUCUGCAAUUAGCCAAAUGCUGAGGACAGAGGCACUAGGACACCUCCUCCUGCCGCGUUCCCUCCACCUCAUCUCCAUAGGAUAUAAUACCAAAUUACAGGAUAAUAUAAUUAUUAUUAUUAUGCUUUAUUUAUGAAGAUCCGCAUUUUUGUUUUCCUCCAAAACCCAAGAAAAUCCUAAAUAAUGGUGAAAUUCACUGAAAACAUCUCUGGGGCCGAGUGCUCUUCACAAUGACGCAAGUUCUGCAGUUUGGAGGAGGUUAUGUUUACAUUUUUUUUCCACAAUUUAGUGUAAUACAUCGAUUGCAAAGUAGUUUAUAAUAAAAUACAGUAUUAGAAAAAAAA